CGACAACUUCCUGUUGGGGCGGUAGCUUAAUUUACAAACGUGGUUAGCUGUUUACGUUUACGAGUGUUUCUAUUAAAAAAUGGACGACUUACCUGCCGACAUCAAAGCCUUUCUUAAUAAUCACCCCUUCUUUCUGCUAACAGGUGACAAAAAGAUCAAAUGCACUCUGAAUGACCACGAGAUUCCCUGCAACCUGACGGAGCUGCAGCAGUUCACCCAGGGGAAGAAAUACAAGAGACUGACUGCUACAGCAGAGUUCAACUACAAGCAGUAUGAGCCACACAUUGUGCCAAGCACAAAGCAACCCAAUCAGCUCUUCUGUAAACUGACUCUGAGGCAUCUAAACCGGCAACCGGAUCAUGUCUUGAGACACGUCAGCGGGAAACGCUUCAAGAAAGCCCUUUCACAAUAUGAGGAGUGUGUGCAAAAAGGAAUUGAAUAUGUUCCAGCCAGACUGAAACAAAAAAGACCCAAAGGUUCAAGAGAAGAAAUCGGUCAGGGGGCGGAAUCAAAACGAUCGAACAACGUGUGGGAACCCUCAACCAGUGACGAGGAGCACAGCGACUCGGAAGACAGCAUGAGCGACCUCUAUCCACUUUCUAUGUUCACUGUGAAAAAUCCAGAAGCUGAAAGCAAGAAGGGUGAUGAGGAGGAGGACGACGACUUUCAAACAGACAAAGACGAGGAAAUGGAAGUGGAUACGCAAGUGGUGCAGAAACGUAAAAAGGUCCAAAGUGGUGGAUCUCAGAAGAAACUGAGAAAUAACCGGUGGAAAUCGGGACGCAAGAAACGUGGAAAAGUGCAAAAUGGAAAGUGAAGAGUGCAGGCACAUUUAUAUUAUUUUUAUACCUGCGAAACUGUCAGGAGUAAACACUGACAUCCAGUUUAGUUAUUUCUGUCUGAACCAGCCUGUCCUCUGAGCAGCCCUAGCAAAGAGACGUUUUCUCUUUCUGAAGCUGUUGUUCCACCACAGCUGGCUUAGAUGACAUGAAAUGAGCCUGUGGGACAAAUGAAGGUGUGGAUUCUGGUUGAUGCUCUUGUAUAAAAUCUUGAUUUGGAUUGUGCACAUGUUUCUUUUUUUUAUUUCGAUCAGUACAAACAUCACUUGUGCUAGAGCCGUUAAAACAGACACUGUAUUUUAAAAGUGGAUGUGUCGUGUUCACAUCUUUCAAUUCUUUUCAGAAUUUUAUUUGAAUUAAAAGGAGUUUUAAGUUUACAUUUUCACCAUAAAGCAGUGGGGUUUUGAAAAAAAACGUACCUUUUUAUAGAGAUAUAAAGUUGGAUAUUUAGAACGACACCACUUUUUACCGUUAAUCUCAAAUCAUAAGAAUCUUUAUGACAAUUUCUGAUGAAGAUCAUCUUAAACUGAGAAAUGACAGAACUAGCAGUUUUUGUGAAAACUUCAAAAUAAUAUUACGUGAAAUUAAUUCAAUAUCACAAGCUCAAUUUUGGUAAAAUGACUGAUUUAUAGUAAUGUCUGUUUUUUUAAGCUGUGACAGCCAUGUUGAAUGUGGUGUUUCCAAGAGUUAAUUAGUUGUAGAGGACAUCUUAUCGCUGGGCGCACAUUUGUAGUCCAGGUGAAACACAGGCAUGCUGGGUGGUCUUGGUUUGCCCUCCACUUCAAGCAUCAGCCGAAGCAUCAGCUGAAUGUCCUGUUCAGAUUCUCAGCUAAAACGUGACUGAUGUCAACAAAACUGUUCUUUCACUGUCAUGAUCCAAAUGUGAUGAAUAAAACAG
Molecule: messenger RNA, 1737 nt
Organism: Nematolebias whitei (Rio pearlfish)
Lineage: Eukaryota; Metazoa; Chordata; Actinopteri; Cyprinodontiformes; Rivulidae
Gene: surf2
Product: surfeit 2
Exons: 6
Coding region: 80-817 (245 amino acids)
Source: RefSeq, a predicted model, not a curated record